Molecule: messenger RNA, 1223 nt
Organism: Acipenser ruthenus (sterlet)
Lineage: Eukaryota; Metazoa; Chordata; Actinopteri; Acipenseriformes; Acipenseridae
Product: angiopoietin-related protein 5-like
Exons: 7
Coding region: 148-936 (262 amino acids)
Source: RefSeq, a predicted model, not a curated record
CGAGCCGCCGCCGCCCUCCCUCCGUUGCCCCUCCCCUCGCCAGGGAUCGGUAAGGUCCGAUAUAAACAGGGCUGUCCGGGAGGACGUGCACUUCACGGGAGCUGAAUCAGCGAUCAAACCGGUUAUAAGCACAGAACAUUGAGCGAGAUGGGAGGAGCCUCUCACCUGACCUGCAGAGUAGCACUGCUGCUGUGCCUGUCUAUCACUGCCAGCACCCAGAAUCAACCAGCACAAGGCACAGACUGCACUCGGAUCAAAGCACUGAACCCACGGGCCGUCAGCGGAGUCUACCUGAUCCAGCCAGCUGGAGCCAGCCUCCCCUUCCAGGUGUUCUGUGACAUGGCUGCGGAGGGGGGCUGGACGGUUCUGCAGAGGCGCAGCGGCACAGAGAACCUGUCCUUCCGCAGGGGCUGGGCGCAGUACAGGAACGGCUUUGGGAAACUCCACGGUGAUCACUGGCUGGGUCUGGAGAAGAUGUGGUCUCUGACUGGAAGCCAGGGGGGCAGGUUCCGCCUGCGUGUGGAGCUGCAGGACUUCGAGGGGAGCUCUGCCUUCGCUGACUACUCCACCUUCCGUCUCGGCAGCGAGAGGGAGUCCUACAGGCUGCACGUCGGGGCUCACUCUGGCAAUGCAGGAGAUGCUUUCCAAGGCACGUACCCGGGGAUAGACCAGAACGGCAGUGCCUUCAGCACCCGGGACAGGGACAAUGACGGCUGCAACCCCUGCGUCUUCGGGGACAUCGCCAUGAUGAGCUGCAGUGAACUCCAGGGCGGCUCAGGGUGGUGGUUCAGUCGCUGCGGCUCUGCCAAUCUCAAUGGAGACUGGCACCCCAGAGGAGACAACAUCGGCUGGAGCUCGGGGGUGUACUGGAAGAGCUGGAAGGGGCCCGCCCCCUACUCCCUCAGGGCCAGCGUGAUGAAGGUGAAGGCGCUCUGACUCGAGCUCAGCCCCCGACCAGCCCUCUCCCUCGGAGCUGCGUCGCUUUAAUGGAAUCCGUCUCUCACAAGUGAGAAGUCACGUCACUCAAGUUCAUUAGAUUCCAGAAGUGAGAGAUUUACUGCGAUUCUUUCAUUUUUUUUUUUAGGGACAUGAAGUGGAGUUUGGUACAUCCUGUUUUUUGUUUGACUGUUAAAUCUGCUGUGUUUGUUAAAUACUGAAAAUAAUCUGUACUCUUGUAAAAGGGCUUUGCUUCCACUCUGUAAUUAAAGUUUCUCCACACCAUG